CAAAAGGCCUAUUUCCACACUGUAGGGAUUCUAUGAACUUAAUGGCGACUUUAUAAUCAAUGUCAAUUGUCAUAAAUACUCUUCUGGUUCACAGAUGUCCUUCAGAUAAAGAAAUUUGUUGUACUUGCUUGGCCUACAUGUGAUUUUGGACUCCUCACCCAUUCAGUUGAUUCAUAAUUAUGCUUUGGAAUAGUCUGGAGAGUCAAUAUCUUCCAGGGCAAUGGGUGGGAGGAACAAAUAACCAGUGAUGCCCAUAUUUGAUAUAAGAAUAAAACAAUUCACUGAAACUGGCCCUCCCUCACCAUCAUCUUCUUGUAACUUCCCUGUGUCAUCAGAUGCUUUGCUCGAAUUGAGUCCUGGAUGAACUCAGCCAAAAUUUUCUAGUUAAAUAUGGGGAACACCAAAACUUCCCUCUGGGACAUGCUGUACACCACUGUCCCUAAUUUGGAUGAGCAAGAACUGUAGUAUUCUAUUCAAACCUCAAUGAGCUUGUACAUUUGUCUGCUAUCAGAAAGAUUACCUACUUCUCCCUCACUAUCACUUCUUUUCCAUCCAACCUCAUCCUACCUGCUUCUGAUACUUCCAGCUCUCAUCCUUGUAAGCUGAAGUGAUCUAUUGCAUCCUUUCAGCUUUCCUAUAAUUAAAAAAAUGCACUUUUGUGGCCUCAGGCUAUAUCAAACAAUUUUUACAGCCAGAGGUACUUUUUGAAAAUGGAAUUGGAACUGUAGUAUGGGAAAUAUGGCCAUCAACUUUGUACAGCAAGGUCCCAAGUGUAAUAACCAUAUAACCUGAUGAUAGAUAAAUAUUUACCAAAAUUUCAUUUGUCCUUCUUUCAAAGUACCAAUUUAUCUUUUGCAUCCACCUAAGAGGACUGAUGGAACCUCAACUUUAAGGUCUUAUCAGAAGAUAAGACCUUAAAGUCUUAUCUUCUGAUAAGACUUCCUUGACAGUGUAGCAAUUCCUUCAACCUUGACUGGACUAUCAGCCUAUCAGAGACUCAUUCAAAUCUUUUGCUUUUCUCAUGUCCUGCAAAAAUCCAGCUUAUAUACCACCCCUGUCCUUGCUGAACCACAUUGGCUUUUUAUGCCUCAAUGCUAUAAAUAUGAAAUUGUCACCUUUGUGUUCAAGCUAAUUUGUGACUUUGCUGUUCAUUAACUCCUAUGGGCUCCUCACCUCUGCCUGUCAUCUGACUAGACCAGUUGAUAGAGGUACAAAAAAAUGGAAAACUUUGUCCUUUAUGAGGAAAUUGGAAAAGGAAAUAAAUCAACUGUUUACAAAGGCAGAAGAAAGGGAACUAUCAACUUUGUAGCAAUUUUAUGUAUUGACAAAUCAAAACGGCCAGAGAUCACUAACAGGGUCCGACUUACUCACGGCAUUGAACAUCCGAACAUUGUACUGUUUCAUGAAUGGUAUGAAACCAGCAAUCACUUGUGGCUUGUUGUGGAACUAUGCACAGGAGGCUCGUUGGCAAUGGUCAUUGCCCAAGAUGAAUAUUUACAUGAAGAUGUAAUUAGACAGUUUGGUAUUGACUUGGUGAUGGGUUUGCGCCAUAUUCAUGAGCUGGGCAUCAUUUUUUGUGAUCUUAAUCCUGCUAAGAUAUUACUGGAUGGACCAGGCAUGCUGAAAUACAGUAAUUUCAGUCUGGCCAAAGCGGAAGGAGAGAAUCUGGAUGAAUUCUUUUCAUUAAUUAGUGGAGAAGAUGACUUGGUUGAAAGCAACAAUGGCACAGAAAGAACAAAGUGUAAGAUUCGGGCCAGAGGGUCUUUAACUUACAUGGCUCCAGAAAUUCUGAAAGGUGAAGAUUAUUCCCCAGUCAGUGAUUUAUGGUCUCUGGGAUGUGUGCUAUAUGAGAUGUUCACAGGAAAACCACCAUUUUUCUCAGAAAACCAUUCUGCAUUGGUUGAGAUGAUUUUGUAUGAAGAUCCAUCACCACUCAAACCUCAAGAAUCUACUGAACAAAAACCUUCCAUUGAAUUUAUUGGUUUGAUUGAAGACUUACUUCAGAAAGAUCCUUCAAAAAGAUUAAAUUGGAAAGAUUUACUACAUCAUCCUUUUUGGCAAGGAGCCUUUGCUGGAUGUGAAAAAUCCAUAAAUAAAGAAAACAGAAAAAGCUUGAGUGACAAUGAAAUUUGUUCGCCAGUCAUCACUAGUGAGUUGCAACAGAUUGGAGGAAGGAAAAGCCUGCAAACAUCAAGCAUUCAAAUGGACAGCAACCAGCAUCAAAAAUCCUACAACUUAAAAAACCUUGCUGAUUUACAGCCAAAAAGUGCCCAGGACUUAAAUUCUAAGGAAUCCAUCUUCUUACUUAGCUCCCAUCCAACACCAAGAACUAGCUUGAAUGUAAGCCACAGCAGCAAUGUAACUCAGAGUGCUCCACCAAAAGGCUCCUCUAUUUCACCACAGGAUAUGGACUCCAAAAUAAGAAGACUUAUAUUCACUGAGGCUGAUCUCGCAGUGACUCCCAUUAUAGAUAACCCUAAGAUAUUGAAACCAACACCCAUGAAGUUUGAUGUUAAAACACUAAGUGUUCCAGCUUAUUCAGCGGAGAAACUGGUAUCCCUAAAGGGACAGGACUGGAACAAUUACAUACAGCACCUGUGCUCAUUGAUUGAAGCUGGAGAGAAGACGUCAGGGGCUCCAAGAGCUAAGUUGAACUUGAUAUGCUAUCUCUGUUCAGUGGCCAGUCACAAAGAAGCUGCUACAAGACUAAUCGACUCACGACUGUUUCCAGUGUUAACACAGCAACUGCGUGCAGCUCCAAAUUGGGAUAUUCGUGCCAAAAUGAUUCGUCUGAUUGGCUUACUGGCAUGUCACACAACUGAACUGAAGGAUGAUGUACCAAUCGCAGAAGCUGUCACACUGUUAACUGAACUGACACGAGAAAACUUCAGGAACACAAAGCUGAAGCAUUGCCUGAUACCUGCCCUAGGAGAACUCCUGUACCUUGUGGCUAACCAGGAGGAAAAAAGUCUGCAUGCAAGAGACCGCUGGGCCAUCCCCUCUAUUGCCUACACUGUGCUAAUGAGAUGCAUUCGGGAAGGGGGAGAUCCUGUUACUAAUCAUUUAGCCGCAAAGAUUGUGGAAAAUGUCUGUACCACUAAUUCAUCUCCUGCUCAAGGAUUCAUUACUGGAGAAAUUGGUCUGUUGCUUUGGUUCUUGUUUACACAUUCAACCAUGGACUCUCUGCGGGUGACAACUAUUUCGGCAUUAUGUAGGAUUACUCGCCAUUCUGCGAGUGCUUUUCAAAGUGUCAUUGACAAGGUCGGCCUAACAGCAGUACUGAAUUCCCUGGUAGCUGGUAUAAGCCGUGUUCAACAGUACAUGUUGACCAUGUUUAUUGCUAUGCUGUCAUCUGGUAUCCACUUGCAAAGACUGGUGCAGGAAAAGGAAUUUGUCACAAAAGUUGCUCGUUUAUUAGAAAGUCCUUCAACAGUAAUUCGAGCAAAAGCUUUCCUUGUCUUAUUGGAAGUUUUAAGAAACAACAAGGAGAUGUUGUUGCUUUGUUGCCAGACAAGGUUAGUGAUGUAUAUUGAAAGAGACAGCAGAAAAGCCACACAGGGAAAGGAACAGCAAAGCAACAAUGAGUACCUGUCUAAAUGCCUGGAUCUGUUAAUCUGUCAUAUUGUCCAGGAGUUACCAGGAAUAAUAGGUGGUGUUCUCUCUGCACUGUGUAAUGUUUCUGGGCGCAAGCAUCCAUCAACAAUUCAAGCAAAACAUUUGAAGAUGUGUCUACCCAUGAUGCCUGUUAUGCUCCAUCUUGUGACAGCUCAGAUAUUUAGACCCCAGGUUAUCACUGAAGAGUUUCUUGUCAGCUGUGGAGCAUUGCUUAAUCACAUUAAAUCUAUCGAUUCUGGAGAGACAAAUUUAGAAAGUGCAGUAGGUCAAACUGGUUCAGAAGAAUUUAUCAGAACAGUUUUCUCAUCAUGGGAGGCCAUUACUCAGCAUCCAGUGCUACUGACUACCUACCAUUCUACCAUUGUUGACUGCAUUCUCCCACCCUUGAUAUCCUUGGUGCUUAGUCAGAAUGCGGAGUGGCGGAUCUUCAGCCUGAGGUUACUAUCAGAAACCAUGUCUCUUGUGGCAAACCAUGAGGCAAUGUUAGGAGAGAAAGGGGAGAAUCUUAUGAAUAACAGCAAAUUGCUGACUCUUUUCCAGGAAUCACUGCUCCCUCAGUAUGAUCAGAUUUUGAUGGAACCUGAUCCAGUGCCACUAUAUGCCUUGAAGUUGCUUGUUAUCCUGACGGAUCAUAGUCCAAUUUUCAUCAGAUUAAUUGAAGACUGCCAAAUUGUGCCCAUUCUUUUCCAGGUUAUUUUGGACCAGCAGGACAGUGUACUAGGCACUGCCAAGCAAAGUGUGGUAUUACUUCUCAACAACCUAGUUGCCUAUAAAGGAACCAGCAUGAAAAUGCUUUAUGAACAAGGUCUAGUUGAUUCUGUCCGUAACUUAUUUAUUGAAACAACGGCCAUCUAUUUCGAAAUGGAUGAGAAAAGUGACUUGAAGUCAACUAAUAAUCUGUUGUUAUCUCUCAUUGAUACAUUACACAACAUGCUGAAGCAUACAUCCAAUGUUGUCCGCUCUGCUUUGCAGGCUCAGAAGUCAGACGCAGGAGGUGACACCCAGGCUGCUGAGGAACUUCUGCUUAUCAAUAAACCCCUGACAGACUUAAUGAGUCUGCUUAUUCAACUGCUCUCUAGUGAUGAUCCAGAUGUGCAUGAGAGUUCACUGCUUUCUCUAUCACUCAUGGUUCAGCUGUACGGUGGUGAAAACCAAGAGAGCCUCUCCCCAGAAAAUAUGGACUCUUUUGCAGAAGCACUGAAAUGUAGAAAGGACUCAAAACAACAGAAACUUCUACUUCGAAUCAUUAAAAGGCUGGUGAGCUCGAAUAAGAACCACGCAGAAAGCAUCAAGAGUGAAGGAGACAUUCUCAUUGAAACCCUUCAAAGGCUGGCCCAAGCUACCAGCUCCCAUGCUGAUAUUGCCAUUGGAUCUUUGGCCUCUGAAAUCCUAAAAAUCAUUGAGCAAUGAACAAGAAGUAACUGAUACAACUCCCAGUAACGCACUGUCACUUGGGACUGAAGAGGAAUGGACCUUGUCAUUGGUCUGUAUUUGGCUGGUUUUCUUCAAGCAAAAGGAACGCUUGAUUUGAUGCAAGAGCAAUUCCUUCAACAAUUUGUUCCAAACUUGUGAAGAAAGAAACAGCAGUGAAAAUCACUUUGCAAGGUCAUUGUUUAGCAACAGGUAAAAAGGUGUUUUUGACCAGCUUUAGCAUAUGACGUUUUAGUACAAAUAAUAAAAUUCAGUGUUUUCCAUAUGUUUCUUAGUAGAUUUCUGAUUUUUUUGAGACUGUACUUUGAAGAAAUUUCCACUCCAGUACUGUAUUUGUCUGAUAACUUAUGACACUUUAGACUUGUGUUCUUUUUUCUCUGUGAGUUGAUGUCAGAUCCUCAAUCUUCAAAUGUGGAGAAAAACAUUUCUUUUCACUCUACUCUAUAGACAGUUUAAAAUUAAUAUGUAAAAUAUAAUAAAAUUAUUUUUUAAGA
Messenger RNA from Chiloscyllium plagiosum (whitespotted bambooshark), 5540 nucleotides. The record is from RefSeq and is a predicted model, not a curated record. NCBI's taxonomy places the organism in Eukaryota, Metazoa, Chordata, Chondrichthyes, Orectolobiformes, Hemiscylliidae.